Molecule: messenger RNA, 945 nt
Organism: Pseudomassariella vexata
Lineage: Eukaryota; Fungi; Ascomycota; Sordariomycetes; Amphisphaeriales; Pseudomassariaceae
Product: DNA glycosylase
Exons: 1
Biological process (GO): base-excision repair
Molecular function (GO): catalytic activity
Source: RefSeq, a predicted model, not a curated record
AGGAAAAGCAAGGACAACCCGUACGGCCUGAUUCCUGGAGAGACACCUUAUCCGGACUGGGAGGGCCCGAGUGCAGAACAGUGUGAACAAGUCUAUCGUGUCUUGGCUGACAUACACGCCGAUGUCCCUUCAUUGCCCCCGGAAACAAUCCCGGCUCCAUCACUCGAGGUCGCUGGAUGCGGGGAGGUGCCGUCUGUUCUAGAUGGGCUCAUCCGAACCGUCUUGAGCGGUUCAGUAACAUUUGAGGCAGCCGAUAAAAUGUUGCAGGCCUUGGUGAAGAAGUUUGGCAUACUUGAGGAAGGUGUCGGAAAAGGCAGUGUCAACUGGAACAAGGUCAGAACUGCGUCUUACGGAGAGCUAUUUGAGCAGCUCAAGGACGGUGGCUUAGGAAGAAUCAAGUCCAAGCACAUUCAAGCAAUCUUGAACAUGGUUUACGAGGAGAAUAUGGAACGCCGGGCAGCAUUUCUUGAGGAAAAGAAAACUGGCGUCGAGACGGACAUUGCUGGGGCAUCUGAUAAGACGGAAGGUCAGAAGAAUCUGGAGAUCCUGAAGACAGAUCAGGAGAUCCUGUCCUUGGACCAUAUGCACGGCAUGACAAAAGACGAAGCAAUGCGACACCUUGUCAGGUAUCCUGGAGUCGGUGUGAAGACAGCUGCAUGCGUCACACUCUUCUCUCUACAGAAGCCAUGCUUCGCAGUGGACACUCAUGUAUAUCGCAUGUCGAAGUGGUUACGAUGGGUACCGGAGAAGACCAAUGAAGACAACACAUUCCAUCAUCUGGAGGUUCGAUGUCCAGACCACCUCAAGUAUGGUCUACACCAGCUGUUUAUCCGCCAUGGCAAGACCUGCCACAGAUGCAAUGACAAGAGCUUCACUGGGACCAAAGCCUGGAAUAAAACAAUUUGUCCCCUUGAAGAUCUCCUCGAUCGCUAUACCAAGAAAGAA